AUGGAGGAGAGGGGGAAGGUGGUGUGCAUGGCGAAGCUGGCCGAGCAGGCGGGGAGAUACGAUGAUAUGGUGGAUUUUAUGAAGAAGCUUGCUAGGAUGGAUGUGGAUAUGAGCGUUGAAGAGAGGCAUUUAUUUUCAGUUGGUUUUAAGAAUACAAUUGGUGCAAGGAGGGCAUCAUGGAGAAUCCUUUCUUCACUUGAGCAAAAGGUGGCAGCGGGUGAGCAGGCUGGCCGGAUGAUAAGUGUCUACAGAACGAAAGUUGAGGAUGAACUAAGGAUGGUUUGCAAUGAAAUAUUGUCAAUCAUCGCUAUUCAUUGCCUUCCCUUGGCUAAUGCGGGUGAAAACGUUGUGUUCUUUCAUAAAAUGAAAGGUGACUACUACCGUUACCUGGCUGAAUUUAGCACUGGGGUUGAAAAGAAGUCUGCUGCUGACCAAUCACUCAUGGCCUAUCAGCAUGCCAUGGUUGUUGCCUCCACCGAGCUUUCGCCUGCUCAUCCAAUCAGGCUUGGCCUUGCGCUCAAUUUCUCAGUGUUCUUUUAUGACAUAAUGAACUGUCAUCAGAGAGCUUGCCAAGUUGCAAAACAAGCAUUUGAUGAGGCUACUACUGAGAUUAAUUCCGCUGGUAUGGAUGGCAACAACGAUAGCACACUAAUGAUGCAGCUUCUGAACGACAACCUAGCAUUGUGGAAGUCAGAACUAACUGAAGGUGAAACCUCGAAGGAUAGCGACAUCGAUAUGGAGGAGGGAUAA
Triticum turgidum subsp. durum (durum wheat) is the source of this 750-nucleotide messenger RNA. Lineage: Eukaryota; Viridiplantae; Streptophyta; Magnoliopsida; Poales; Poaceae. The record is from the annotation of a GenBank genome assembly.